UCAAAUCGUCAAAAGCUAUUCCACCUCGGCACCCUAUCUGUCGUCCGUGAUGUUCUGUGUUGCUGAAACAGAGGCAUAAAAAUGCCACAAUCAUUUCCCCCAACCAUUGGGGACUUCUCCAUCUUGCCAGUCUCGGUGCCAGCCCUACCAUCAUAUCCCCACGCCGUCACCCAUCACAUCUAUGUCCGGCGAAAUGCACCGAAGAUCCCCACCGAGGACGACUCUCGCAGUUUGUUCCUGACAAACGUGCCAGUCGAUAGCACCGAGCUCCACCUGAGAGGGCUGUUCACCGCUCUCGUGGGCGCCGGCCGCUUCGAGAGCGCAACCUUUGAGGGCGAGCGGAAGUCACCGUCGUCCGAGAUGGAACUCCUGCCCGGGCAGGCGACAAGGCUAGCCGCCCACUCGAAGAAGCGAAAGCGCGAGGGCGAGGAGGCUGAGAAGGCGAAGGAGGAGGCCGCCGCGCGCCUACCGUCGACGUGGUCCCGGCCGCUGAGGAGGAGCGGGGGCACGGCGGUCGUGCUGCUCGCCGACGAGAAGAGCGUGGAGCGAACCCUCAAGGCCAUCGCCAAGGCCCACAAGACCAGGAGGUAUCCGACCUGGGGCGAGGGCGUGUCGGGCCGGGUCCCGGCCCUCGGGUCGCGGUGGCUCAAGGCGCACGCCCGCCUGUCGUAUCCGGACAAGGCGGCCGUCGAGGAGUCGGUCAACGCCUUCUUCACCCUCUUCAACCGGCACGAGCAGGAGGCGGCCGAGCUGGCCAAGCGCCUGCGCAAUGAGCCCGACGAGGAUGGCUUCGUCACCGUCACGCGCGGGGGCAGGACCGCGCCCGCCAGCAGGAGCGAGGCCGAGGAGGCCCGCAGGAAGAUGCUGGAGAGGGCGGAGAAGAGGAAGGCGGAGCUGAGCAACUUCUACCGCUUCCAGCUGCGCGAGCGGAAGAAGGCCGAGCAGGACGAGCUGCUGAAGCGGUUCGAGGAGGACAGGAAGAAGAUCUCGGCCAUGAGGGAGAAGAGGGCAAAGUUCAGGCCAGAGGUUUGAACUGCUGGCGGGCCGUGGUUGCUGGCUGUCUUCUAAUCGUGGUAAUAUCCACGAUACCCAACCGAAUGCGGUCAGCGAGCCCUGCAGCCGGUCGUCGGAAGGCAAACGCUACCAUACAAAGUAAUGGUUGGGCUUAUAAGCUGGCAUAAUAUGGUUACGCUGGGUAAGCCACUCCUUUCUUGCUUGCACUACUCAGU
Messenger RNA from Phialemonium atrogriseum, 1229 nucleotides. RefSeq names its product ribosomal RNA-processing protein 7-domain-containing protein. Gene Ontology annotation, cellular component: CURI complex; UTP-C complex. The record is from RefSeq and is a predicted model, not a curated record. The transcript has a single exon. Lineage: Eukaryota; Fungi; Ascomycota; Sordariomycetes; Cephalothecales; Cephalothecaceae. The coding region runs from base 82 to 1032 and encodes 316 amino acids. Gene Ontology annotation, biological process: rRNA processing; ribosomal small subunit assembly.